AAAUAAGUCUAUUUGGUUGUACAUUGGUAUUGAGACUCAGCCAUGCCUUUCUCUCAUCACAGUCACUCGGGACAGUUCUGUCCGGGCCAUGCGCAGGAUUCGCUAGAAAGCAUCAUUCAGGCGGCCAUCUCCAAGAAAAUGCAGAUGCUGGCACUAACAGAGCACAUGCCUCGGCAUGAAAUUGACCGAUAUCCUGAAGAAUUGAGUGCAGGGACGACGCUGGAUGCGAUGACGGAGAACGAAAGGGCGUAUGUGAGGGAGGCGACGUUACUUCGGGACAGAUAUCGAGGCCAGAUUGAACUGGCGGUCGGAUUCGAAAGUGAUUGGAUCAGGCCCGAGUCGGUGCAGCUCAUCGACCAGAGCAUCUCUACACAUGCGUAUGACUUGUUUGUAGGCUCAGUCCAUCAUGUGCACACGAUCCCCAUCGAUUACGAUAGAGUCAUGUACGAAGACGCCCGGCAACAGGCCGGCGGAACUGAUGAAAAGCUCUUUGAGAGUUACUUUGAUGCACAACUCGACAUGCUACAAGCAACCAAGCCCCCUGUGGUAGGGCAUUUUGAUCUCAUCCGCCUCAAAAGCGACUGCCCCAACCCCAGUUUCCCGCAAUUUCCCGGCGUGUGGGAACGUAUCGCCAGAAAUUUGGACUUUAUCGCUUCUUAUGGGGGCAUACUCGAGCUCAACUUUGCGGCUGUGCGCAAAGGUCUCCUUGAGCCUUACCCGGUCUCGGACAUAUGCCAGGCUGCAUCGAAGAGAAAUAUCCGCUUUUGCUUAUCAGAUGAUAGCCAUGGUAUCGACCAUUUGGCCCAUAGCUACGACCAUGUAUUGCCUUUUCUUCGGAAAAAUAGCAUAAGGUCAUUGACGGUGCUGGGGUCCAAUGCAGACGGUGGUAACUACGGCGACAGGCGGUUUCCGACCCUUGAAGCCAGAGAGGUUGACGUGGACAUCCUCGAGAAGCAUCCGUUCUUUCAACAUGCAUGAGGAUGUCUACCUUUGAUUCGGAAGCGAUAACUUCAUCGUCGAUGGGCAACUGACGCUCGAGAAGGAGCCUACAAGAGGAAGAAAUCGUCGGCAACAUGCUACCCUUUUGUGGGCCUAAUCGUGUUGGAGACACGAGCAGAUAUAUCGAAAGCACCUUAAACUUCUGUGUGCUGUAGCUUCCCUGACGUGGCAGUCAGCGUGUCGCAAGAAUCAUUGCUGCCACCCGCCAUU
Messenger RNA from Exophiala mesophila, 1209 nucleotides. RefSeq lists its product as uncharacterized. Lineage: Eukaryota; Fungi; Ascomycota; Eurotiomycetes; Chaetothyriales; Herpotrichiellaceae. Gene Ontology annotation, molecular function: histidinol-phosphatase activity. Gene Ontology annotation, biological process: L-histidine biosynthetic process. The record is from RefSeq and is a predicted model, not a curated record. Gene Ontology annotation, cellular component: cytoplasm. Bases 43 to 978 code for a protein of 311 amino acids. The transcript has 2 exons.